This is a messenger RNA of Fraxinus pennsylvanica, 705 nucleotides long. The record is from the annotation of a GenBank genome assembly. NCBI's taxonomy places the organism in Eukaryota, Viridiplantae, Streptophyta, Magnoliopsida, Lamiales, Oleaceae.
AUGUGCGGAUAUCAUCAGGAGUUUUCUGCUCCACAUCCUCCUCCGUUUGCAGAUGGAGUCCUAGGACUUGGCAGUUUCACAACAAGUAUUUUGUCACAGCUAAGCGAUCGAGGUCUAAUUAAGAAGGUUAUGGCCCUUUGCUUGAGUGAUGAACAUGGCCCUGGAUAUCUUGUUCUUGGAGAUUCUCAAUCAAAUUUACCAGAAACUACAUGGCCAAGGAAUAUGCUAGGGCCCGCAGACAUUUUGUAUAAUGAAAAUCGUCUUCCAUCUGUGAAAGGGUUGGCAACGAAGGCAGGAACCCCAGUUGAGGAUCCGUAUCUUCCUGUCUGCUGGAGACCAGAGGCAUCUACCAAUGACUUCGUGGACUCUUUCAGCUCCUUUUGUUUGAGCUCCACAAGUGCUAACGAUGUCUAUUUUGAACUAGCACGACUAGACUAUCUUACUACUAGUCCUCGCGGUAAUGUGUGCUUAGGGAUUCUAGAAAGCAUGCCUUUGCAGCGAAGGUUGGUGAUUUAUGACCAUGAAAACAGAAACUUGGUUGAAGUGGAUUGCAGCAAUCUACCAGAGCAGCUUUCUAAAUCCAAACAAAGCGGCGUGAUCCUGAGAGAUCAGGGAAAAGGGAAAGGGGACAUAGCACAGGGGAAAAGAUAUUGCUCUUUGACACAGGAGGAAAGAGAGGAAGCUGCUGGUCUUCAGGUCACCUAA